AUGCUGGUGACCUGCCCUCCGCCUCCUCCCAUCCACAACGGGCUCCUGGAGGGCUCCGUGUUUGAGUGGGGUACCAGCGUGAGCUACAGCUGCCUGCCAGGGUACGAGCUCUCCUUCCCGGCUAUCCUCACCUGUGUGGGCCUGGGCUCCUGGAGAGGACAUCUGCCUCAGUGUCUGCCCAAGUUCUGUGGAGACCCUGGUACCCCAGCCAAGGGGAAAAGAGAAGGACGAAGUUUAAUCUACAAGUCAGAGGUUACCUUCAGCUGUAGCGCCCCCUAUGUCCUGGUGGGGUCAACUACACGCAUCUGUCAGGACGACAGCACCUGGAGCGGCUCUCAGCCACGAUGCAUAGAACCAUCCAGGACGACCUGUGAGAACCCAGGAACACCUGGAUACGGCUCCAUGAACAUCAGCCUGGGGUUCAAGGUGGGCAGUAAGGUGGUGUUCCAGUGCCAGCAGGGCCACCUACUCCAGGGUUCCACCACCCGACUCUGCCUGUCUGACCUCACCUGGAGCGGCUCUCAGCCAACAUGCAUCCCCCAUUCGUGUAAGCAGCCCAAGUCCCCUCCCAAUGCAGACGUGGUUGGGAUGGAGCUGGCUCCGUAUGGCUACACCCUGCUCUACUCCUGCCAGCCUGGCUUCAUCCUGUCUGGGGGGUCAGAACACAGGGUCUGCAGGUCUGAUGGAAGCUGGACCGGUAAGGUCCCCAUCUGCAGAGUGGGCUCCAAGCUGACGGAAAAACCUACUGCAACCUUACAGGGAAUGCCAAGCCCCAACAUACACGUCCCUGACGACGUCUUCGCCCCUGAUUUCAUCUGGAGAGGCUCCUAUGAUUAUAAGAGUCAGAAACAACCGAUGACUUUGACAGUCACUCAUUUUAAUAGCAGCACGGGAAUAGUGAACGCGACGCUAAACGACAGCAACGUAGAAUUCCUGCUCUCUGGAGUGUAUAAGAACCACGAGGCCAGGUUAAUGCUCCUGCUGUACCAUAUGAAAGCCCUGGCCCACAGCACGUAUAGCCGGGUUACCGAGGAGACCUGGGCUAUGGAUGGUUUUGUCUCAGCUGAACCUGACGGGGGCAGUUAUGUAUUCCAAGGCUUCAUCCAGGGGAAAGACUAUGGACAGUUCGGCCUGCAGAGACUAGGUAUGAAGGUGAGAGAGAUCAACAUCACAACUGCAGGUCCUCCUCAUGUCUCCAACAGCAGCUCUAUGGUCAUAGCCAUCCUGGUACCUUUCUUUGGCCUCGUGUUGGCAGGCCUGGGAUUCUAUCUCUACAAACAACGGAGAACAGAUCAGACCCAGUACACCGGCUGUUCAGUCCACGAGAACAACAACGGCCAGGCGACGUAUGAGAACCCCAUGUACGACACCAACACCAAGUCUGCGGAGGGGAAAGUGGUUCGCUUCGACCCCAACCUCAACACCGUAUGCACUGUGGUGUGAAGAUGUGUGUGUGCCAAACGCACCGGGGUUUGACGAACAGGAAAGCUUGUUCAGAAAUGCAGCCCUGGUUUGAUGCGACACUGCACUGUGGUUUAUUGAUGCUGUCUGACGAACGGAAUUGCCCGAGAGUUCUUUUGGUUUAAAAAAAAUAAUAAUGGAUGUCUUGUCUUUUAUAAUAUCUCUCUGCAACGAGUUUCUGAAGACGGCAAAGCACCGCCUCGGGAAACAGGAAUGCAAAGCACACCUUCAGGAACAACAGUGGUGCUUGUUGUGGAUGAUGGACGGGGUGAGUCAGCAAGCAAAAUGAGACGGUCCUCUUUUUAAAAUACAUCUUCACCUGAUUGGUGAAGUUAUUCCUAACUGCGCUCUGAGAGUGAUGCUACGUGAAUAAAGCCGUUCCCGACAUGUUGGUACACAAGAGUCGUUUACGCUCCAGUCAACGCAAACAAUGGAGCGUCGUUAAGGCAACCAAAUGGAACCCUAGUCUUUUCCGGAUGGAAGUUAUCAGACCUGGGUUCAAGUACUAUUCAAAUUCCUUUAGCCUUUGCUCUCGUCUGCCCCCAGAGAGGGUGGAGGGGGUUUGUCCUUUUGCGAUUAUUCUAUUUGGUUCAAUUGCGACAAGUAAGCUCAAUAAAUCCCAAAUACUGUAAAACAUUUUAAAUGAUAUCGAUCAAUUUAUUUGAUUUUAUAGGACAUAUUUAAAAUACAUAUAGAUUUGACUCAUUCGUCUGAUCACAACAAUACAAAAUGUAUCAAAUCUUACUUGAACCCAGGUCUGUCUGCUAGUUCCCCCCCCCCCAGUAGUCGUAUUAGUAGUAGUAGUCUAUAUCCACUCUAUCGGCUCGGUUUAAUUCCCCUGGAUCUGAUUUCAGAACGUGUCUCAGACUUCAGGCCUCAAUCAGAUCAAGCGUUAUCCGGCGAUACCAGACACCCACGUAGCUGAUGUUUUAGCGAUGUCGGAGGUUGGUGCUGUCAGAUCGCAGAGCAGCUGCUCUCGUGAUCAUUGUCCUCGAAGCCCCACCCCCCCCCCCCCAACACACACACACUCGCGUUAGAAAUUCUGACCUUGAAAGUGUGUAGGUUAUUUUGAAAAUGAUUAAAAAUCAUCAAAAACUAAAUAAUGAGGAUUUCUAUCAGCCUUUAUCGAGGUGUAGAUUAUAUCUCACAUUUCAGUGUUCAAACUUGUAAACAAGACUGAUUUGGAUUUCUCUUAAUGAGACUCUGUGCAGCCAAUGACAAGGUGUACUGCCGGGAGCCGCUUGUGGAUUUGACAGCUCCAAAGCAAGUUCCACCUCCGUCACGUCAGAACAUCAGCUCUGCGGAUGACGGCUAAAGCCAAUCUAAUUUGAUCCAUAAAAGUUCCUCUCAGCGUGAGUCGAUCAAAGUGAUCUGCUGCCUCGUUCUUUACCCACACUGUGUGAUUUCAGAGAGAGAGAGAGAGAAAGAGACAGGGAAACCUCGUUCUUUAUGAUGUCAGAGAGAGAGAGAGAGAGACAGGGAAACCUCGUUCUUUAUGAUGUCAGAGAGAGAGAGACAGGGAAACCUCGUUCUUUAUGAUGUCAGAGAGAGAGAGCGAGAGACAGGGAAACCUCGUUCUUUAUGAUGUCAGAGAGAGAGAGAGAGAGAGAGAGAGAGAGAGAGAGAGAGAGACAGGGAAACCUCGUUCUUUAUGAUGUCAGAGAGAGAGAGAGAGAGACAGGGAAACCUCGUUCUUUACCCACACUGUGUGAUGUCAGAGAGAGAGAGAGAGAGAGAGAGACAGGGAAACCAGAAAGGCUGUCUCGCUCUUUGAAUACUGUCAGUGUAUGUAAUAUCAAUGUACUGGAUGCACUCUUAACACCAAUGAUACUUAAGAUUGGAUGUGUCGUUUACCCUGACUCAGAACUGAAGGAUGUAUCAUGUGUUUACCUUGACUGAGAACUUAAGGAUGUAUGUGUUUACCCUGACUGAGAACUAAAGGAUGUAUGUGUUUACCCUGACUGAGAACUGAAGGAUGUAUGUGUUUUCCCUGACUGAGAACUGAAGGAUGUAUCAUGUGUUUUCCCUGA
Molecule: messenger RNA, 3491 nt
Organism: Oncorhynchus masou masou (cherry salmon)
Lineage: Eukaryota; Metazoa; Chordata; Actinopteri; Salmoniformes; Salmonidae
Product: CUB and sushi domain-containing protein 3-like
Exons: 12
Coding region: 1-1443 (480 amino acids)
Source: RefSeq, a predicted model, not a curated record